AAAGGUGUUCUCUUUAUUUGGGAGUUGUGAUAGUAGUGCACCUGUGUCUGACGAUAUAAACGUUUGUUAAUUAUCAUAUAUUGGAGUGCAACAUUUAAACACAUUAUUUUUUUAUUUAGAAUAUAUAGUUCGUGGUUUAAUUUCCAUCAUCCACAUAAACGUUGUUUGGUGAUUAUUAUAAUUAUAGAUAGAAACUUAUCUAUGGAUAAGAUAUUAGAUAGAAAAAAAUGAAUGCAGCUAUGAAAUCUGAAAAUGUUUUUAAAGUUGUGCCUAUCAUUGCAAAGGAUGAAACAACUGUGAUUGAGUUUUUGCUAAAAUUCUUUAUCCGGGAUGAACCAAUAAAUGCAGCUGUAGAGUUAAUGAAAGAGAAAAACGUCAUUAAGAAUUUAAAAAAUUUCCUAUUUGGAUUAUUCAAUAAUGGUUUGGCGUUUAAAGCAGUAUCUCCUAAUGGAGAUUUAAUGGGCGUUGUCCUAAAUAAUCUGACGUACAGAAUAGAUGGAGAAAAAAAUAACGAAAUCGAAGAAGAGACAAAAGAUGAUACCAAGUUUAAUAUUAUUACGGCAUUUUUAGAUAAAGUCGAGCGAGAAGUAGAUGUUUUCCAAAAAUACCCAAAUGUAGAUCGUUUAAUCGAUAUAAAAAUAAUUGCUGUGGAUAAAUCAUUUAGAGGACAAGGAGUAUGCAAAGCUCUAAUUGAUAAAACAAUAGAGUUAGCGUUGGAGAAUGAAUGCCCAAUGGUUUAUAUAGAGUGCAGCAGUUAUUUUUCAGCUAAAGCGGCAGAGAGACUUGGGUUUGAAUGCAUAUAUACUUUGUAUUUUCGAGACUAUUUGGAUGAAAAUGAUGAAGUCGUUUUUAAAACUCCUCCUCCUCACGAUUCUUCGAAGGUAUAUGUAUUACAUUUAUAAAAAUUAUACUACAGCGGCACAAUGCAUCCUUAUUUAGGUAAACAUAUUCAAUGUUAUCCCAAUAAUAUAUAAAUACUAAAUAGUAAAAUAACUCAUGGUAUACGAUGUAUAUUUAAAAUAUUAAUCUAUAUGAAGUUUUAUUAUUAUAUUUUAUAAGACUUAUUAUAAUAAAAUUAUAGUGUGAUUUAUUUAUAAUUUAUAUACAUAUAUAACCAUAAACCAAUAUUCUAUAUAGUAUGAUUAUAAUAUAAUACUACCUAUGUGUGCUAAAUAGAAUAAAUAGAACAUCUUAACUCUUAGUAUAAUAUAAAAGUUCUUAUUGUAUUAUACUGUUACCUAUAUAAUAUAAUAUUAUAAAGCUAGGUCUAUACACAAUAUGACAUAAUAUGUCAAUAUCACAUUAUAUAUGUUGUCACUUGUUAUACCUUAAUAUGAUUAAAAUUCUGAAGUUCUAUCCUCCCUAAAUCCUAAUCCCUUUGAAUAAUUUUAAAUACCCUAUGUAGUUACUUAUAUAGUUAUAUAUAUAAUAAUAUGUUAUAAUACAUAGUAAAAAAUAUUAGCAUAUUGUUAUUUUUAAGUUUUUAAUUAUUUAAAAUGUAUAUUUAAAUAUUAUUGCUUAUAUAAAAAUGUGUAUACCUGUGCUGUAUAAUCAAAAUAUUACCUUAAGACAAUAUAUUAAUAAAACUGUGAACUAUGGACUACUUCAUUUUUUAAUGUAUUUUCAAGCGUUUAUGUAUAAUAAUAUAGGUACCUAAGGUACCACUGUAUUUGACGUUUAUUGUUAUAUCUAGUCUAAAUAAUUUAGCAUUAGAAAAAUAUUAAUACUAUAAAUUAUAAUAAUUAUCACUCUUCACGUUCCAGCCAAGUACAAGAGAGGUAAACUUGAAAAUCUCAAUUUCGUGAAUGGCGAUUCAAUGUUUAGUAGUUAAUUAUUUAAUUUUCACAUUUCCCAAAUGAUCUAUAUGUCAGCACUUAAUAUCGGCUUUUUGGCGAUGACAUUUGAUUUAUUACGAGUUUACGACUAAAUUAUAUCUCCAUCAUACACGUACAUUUAUCAUACAAUUAACAUAUGUACUGUUUAGCUACUGCAACACAAAACAAUACUAUCUAUUGCAGGUGCGGAUCUAGAAUAAAUUUACGGGGUAAAGCAAAAACCAUAUGCGUUUGUGCGUAUUGUAUUUUAUCGGCUGCCAAAAACAGAUAACCUAACAUUUACGUGGAUGGCAGAGUCUACCUUGGGUCCCUUAGUCCCCCACCCUUGGAUCUGCGCCUGAGCUAUUGCCUAAUACUGCGAUAUUAAACAUAUACAUAAUACAUAAUACAAAUGAUUACCUAAUCUACAAUGGGAUUCAGAUUUAAAAGCUUCUUUUUUUUUUUAUAAUAAAAAGAUAAAAAUAAUGUUUACAAAUAAAUGUAUUUCAUUUCAUUUCGACGCUAUGAGUAAACGUUUUAUUUUGAUUUUUUAAUUUUUAAUUAAUAAAAACCUUUUUUUCCUGUUUUCUAUAUUUUUUAUAAAAAUAGGUCUUUUUAAAUUUUAAAAUAGAUCACAAUAAAUGUAUUCAUAUUCACGGUACAUAUCGAUAAAAGUUAUUACCUUAGUAAUGAGUACUUUCACCUUUCCGUACAACCAUAUUAUAAGUCAUUGGUCAUUCCCUAAGCCUUCCAUGACUCCUUCUUUUGGCUAAAAAUCACCUAAUACUUAUUAAAAACCAAUAUCUAACACAAUAAAUAUGAAUACUGAACAAUUACUAUUAUUAUUAAUGAUUAUUUUUGUUUAAAUUAUGUGGAUUAUUAACAGUUAAAUAAAAAUAAUAUACUUAAACUAAAUAAUUAAGAAGUACCUAUUGUGAUAUAUUAUAUUAAAUUAGAAUUAGAAACAAAAAUUUUCCCUUUCUAAAAUCUAAUAUACUCAGACUGUUGUUUACCUUUCUUGGAUUAGCAGAAGAUUCACCAAUCUAAAAUUAAAACCAUGGCCACUGUAGGAUAUUCUACUUGAACCUAAAGAUUUAGAUUUGGACCUAGACUUAUAAGCUAACCAAAAUUAAAAAGUAUUUAAUCAUUGUAAAUAUUUUUGUAAACAUAUUAAUCAUAUAUUUAGUUAACAUUCUUAAACUACAUUAUGUAUUGAUAUUUGAUACAGUUAAAUUAAUAAAAAAAAGUAUAUGUACAACUCAUUUAUUUUGUUGUACAGAAUAUCAGAAAACUUU
Molecule: messenger RNA, 3109 nt
Organism: Rhopalosiphum padi (bird cherry-oat aphid)
Lineage: Eukaryota; Metazoa; Arthropoda; Insecta; Hemiptera; Aphididae
Product: arylalkylamine N-acetyltransferase 1-like
Exons: 5
Coding region: 228-902 (224 amino acids)
Molecular function (GO): N-acetyltransferase activity
Source: RefSeq, a predicted model, not a curated record